Messenger RNA from Pediculus humanus corporis (human body louse), 321 nucleotides. RefSeq lists its product as uncharacterized. Lineage: Eukaryota; Metazoa; Arthropoda; Insecta; Psocodea; Pediculidae. The transcript is spliced from 2 exons. Bases 1 to 321 code for a protein of 106 amino acids. The record is from RefSeq and is a predicted model, not a curated record.
AUGAUCAACGAAAGUGAUGAAAAAACAACGCCGAAAGAAGGAGGAGGAGGAGGAGGAGGAGAUUGUGGUAUUAAAGAAGAAGAACAAGUAGUUAAUGACGCGAGAGAUACGAGUAAAGAAGACAAGAUGAAGAGGGAUGAUUACGUCAAAAAUAGCCUCAUAUUAUAUUUGAACAAGAACCGGCGGUUUCCUUCCGAGAGUCUCCUUCAUUACAAGGCCGUGUCAACUUUAAACACGUGGUAUACACCUGUGUUGUGUACUCCAUAUAAGUAUCUCAGUAACACAAUGUGUCUCGUAUUUAAAAUUACAUUUAAAAUUUAG